Molecule: messenger RNA, 3324 nt
Organism: Hypanus sabinus (Atlantic stingray)
Lineage: Eukaryota; Metazoa; Chordata; Chondrichthyes; Myliobatiformes; Dasyatidae
Product: short transient receptor potential channel 2-like
Exons: 5
Coding region: 76-1521 (481 amino acids)
Biological process (GO): regulation of cytosolic calcium ion concentration; calcium ion transmembrane transport; manganese ion transport
Cellular component (GO): membrane; cation channel complex
Molecular function (GO): store-operated calcium channel activity; inositol 1,4,5 trisphosphate binding
Source: RefSeq, a predicted model, not a curated record
CAACGCGUUCCGUGACGGGUUUGACACAGGUCGGAGAGCAGGACACCCGAGGGGUGCCAAGGACGAGUGUUAACCAUGGAGCAUCUGACGGAGGACAACUGGCGGGAGAUAGCGGGCAAGAAAAUGAAGUUCCCGCCCAGCCUGAUCGGAGCCAUCUACGAUGGGAACCUGGCCAAGAUCUACAAGCUGCUGCAGACGAGCGAUGGGAUCCUGAGGCAGCUGGAUGACGCCGAGGACCGGUCCUGGAGGGAGGCCCUCAACCUGGCCAUCCGCAUGAGCAACGAGGAGAUCAUCGUGGCCCUGCUCCGCUGCGUCAAGUUCGACUUCCGUCAGAUCCACGAGGCCCUGCUGGUGGCGGUGGACAUGAACCUGAUUAACGUGGUGAAGCUGCUGCUGGAGCGCCUGGACCAGCAGAAGGGGGUGAGCCACAACAAGGUGGACAUCAUGUCCUUCUCGCUGGCCCUCUUCGACCACUCCAUCGACAGCUCCCGCUUCGCACCGGGGGUCACCCCUCUCACCCUCGCCUGCCAGAAGAACCUCUUCGAGAUCGUGGACCUCCUGAUGAAGAAGGGUCACGUCAUCCCCACUCCCCACAAGAUCUCGUGCGCCUGUCCCGAGUGCCUGAACGCGCGGCAGUACGACAUGCUCAAGUUCUCGCUGUCUCGCAUGAACACCUACAAGGGCCUGGCCAGCCGGCCCUACCUGUCCAUCGCCAACGACGACGCCAUGCUGAGUGCCUUUAAGCUGAGCAGAGAGCUGAAGCAGCUCUCCAAGAAGGAGCCCGAGUUCAAGCCGGAGUACCUGAACCUGGAGGAACUGUGCCAGGACCUGGCCGUCGAGCUGCUCGGCAUGUGCCGGAACCAGAGCGAGGUCAACGCCAUCCUCAAUGACAGCGGAGAGGACCAGGUCGAGAAGGAUGACAUGGACAACCAGGCCUUCGAGGAGGGAAUCCCCAACCUGGGCCGGCUCCGGCUGGCUGUCAACUACAACCAGAAGAGGGUGAACUCGGGUGCGGGUGGAACCCAGGCAGAGGGUCGGGAGGCCUAUCGUUUACAGGUGAUCAAAACCCUGGUGCAGAGGUACAUCGAGACGUCCCGGCAAGAGUUUGCGGAGAAGCAGAGGAAAGACCUCGGAAACCGGAUUACGGAGCUGAGCAAGUUUGUGGGCCGGCUGCAGUCAGAGAUUAAGCGACUGCGCUACGGCAUGGGGGCAGCAGAGAGUGGUACCAAGUCUGGAGAUGCCUCCACCGUCAUCAGCAAGUACAUCCUGGGCGCCCGCAACCGCUUCCAGGAGCCCGAGGACGGCUCUGAGCCCGGCUCUCGCAAAGCCUCCUUCAAGGUGACCGUGCACCAGGACUCGGAUGAUGGGGCCGAGCCCCCUGGUGCGUGUAAGCCGGUGGCAGAGGAGGGCGACGAGGAUGACGAUGAGGGCUGCCCCCCGUACCCCAGCGGGGAGGACGAAGAGAAUCCCUCCGCCAGACAGAAGCGCGGAGACGCUGAACAGGCGGAAGAGAAGGACUGAGCCGACGGGCGCCCAUCUCCCCACCGAGGCAGAACUGAUCCCGGGACCAUGAACUCUUUCCCCAUCCCUUCAGCCCAGGGCUGAAUAACUUGCAUCGGGAGCCCUGUGGGACCUCCCACCCCUCCUACACUAGCAACCAGAGUCAGUGCGUUAACCUCAAUAAACCGUAGGGCAGUAACUGGUAGAAUCAGAUUCAUUAUCAUAGCACCAUAAUACAUAGGAGCAGAAUUAGGCCAUUCAGCCCUUCGAGUCUGCUCCACCAUUCCAACAUGGCUGAUUUACUAUCCCUCUCAAGCUCAUUCUCUUGUCUUCUCCCUGUAACCUUUGUCAUCCUGAUUAAUCAAGAACCUAUCAACCUCCGCUUUAAAAAUACCCAAUGACUUGGCCUCCGGAGCCUUCAGGGGCAAUUAAUUCCACAGAUUCACCACCCUCUGGAUAAGGAGAUUCCUUCUCAUCUCCGUUCUAAAUGCCUGUCUUUGGCUCUAGACUCGCCCACCAUAGGAAACAGGCUCUGCAUGUCCACUCAGUCUGAGCCUUUCAAUAUUCCGCAGGUUAUCCCUAUCUUAUAGGGCCCGAGAGGAGUGUUUUGUGACAGCAGUCUAACGCAGAGAUCGUAAUGUUACGAUCACGUGGACCACUAGCCUGUCGAUUACAAUGCCGCUUUUCCCCAGAAGGUUCCACAUCAUUUUCCGCCCCUCCCUGGGUCGUGUGGAGGAGGAACGUGAUCCAGCAGGGACAGCGGGUGUAGCACGUCAGAAAGGAUGAGGCUGGGCAUCCAGAGGGAAAUGCCAUCCAGAACAGGGGCUCUGGGAAUCUUCCUGGCGCCUGGUAGGCAUUGGGAAGGGGUGGUGAUUUAGCCGAGAGGUGGGAGGAGGUUCCUAAUCAUGGAGCAAUUUACUAACCGGUACAUCUUUGAACCGUGGGAGGAAACCCACGUUCCCAUGGAGAAGGGCGUCCGAGCUCCUUACAGGCGCGCUGGAGCUGGACUCUGAGCUCUGGACGUCGGGAGCUGUGCUGACCGCUACACAUGGAGUGCGAGUUCCAACAGUGACGACCUACAGGGAUGAGUUCUCGGGAGACCACAGCCCUCCUGUUGGGAAGGAUGAGGCCAGGCGUUCAGUGGGAAAUGCUAUUCACACUAGGAGCUCCAGGAAGCUUCCCUGUGCUGGGUGGGAGUUGGAGAGGAUUCAAAGGGGACUGAUUUAGCUCAGAGGCAGUCAGGAGAUCUGGGAAGGAUCCAGCAGGGAUAGGAUGGUUCCUGGGCAUCUCACAUCUCCCCCCGUUGCCACUCAGACCUGAUGCUCCCACUGACACUGAGUUCUGCUAUCCCUUGAGGUUGUCACUGCUAAAACCUGGGGGGAAACUUCCCCUCCAUUUCCUCCCCAGAGAGAACGAGGAGAGGCGGAGAGGAAAGAGCACAGGGAGAGGAUCAAAGAGAGGGAGAGUGACAGAAAAGGAGGUGGAGAAGAACUCAAAGUGGUGCAGGGAGAGGUAGAGAGAUAGGGCCGGAGGAGGAGGAGGGGAAGAAGUGAAGAGGGUAGGAGGAGUUGAGGGAGAGGUUUCCUGCAUGGAAAACAAAGCAAGCAGAGCGAACACACACUGGGUGGUGGUCUGGUGACUCGAGGGGCCAAUGGACGGAAGGAAGCCUUUGAUCUCUGGGAGUUGACAUUCCAAGAGUGUCCAGGGGGAGGCGGUGCUGAUCCCCGUGGAAAGUUUAGAGUCAGAUUUGGGAAUUUUUUGGUUGAGUUACAGCUCAUCCAAGCCAGCCAGAGAUCUGUGUCUAAGCAGGGACAUGGACCCUGC